UGGAUUCAUAACCCUUCUAUAGGUUUUGAAUUAGGCCUUCCUCGUUGUUCUCCCACGCGGUCAGAUGUUCCUCAGGUAACGCAUUCCUCGUAAAAGUGCCCAAGUAUUCAUUUUUCUUGGCACGCGGCUCUUGUUUUUUGAGCCCAUCUUUCUUAUCUGUUCCACGCCGCAUUAGUCUGGAAUCGGGCACUUGGCAUAUUUUGCAUGACCUCAUAUUGUACGAGGGAAAUCCAACCGGUGGUUAGGAGUUAAGUGCGGCUGCUGUUCCACAUUAAUUAUUGUUCACGGUACACUGCAGAACAACGGUGCUGGAAUGCCUUCUUUGGUACCUUGCCAGUUUAUAGUGACUUUUCUUUACAACAUUCUCAUCAGCCUUUGUAUUUUCCUCUGUCUCGCACGCCCCAAUCUUUCAGGUAAAUCUAAGAAUUGGCACUGAGUUCUAUUCACAGAUUUUAUCGCGUGAAUGCUGACAGAUGGGAAUUCAUUCGCUGCGCUUCGACUGAAGAAAAUGUUUUAAGUGUGUGUCAUCGUGGCUCCCGCUUCCAACGGACGUCCAAGCUCAAACAUUACAAUAAAAAUGCUCGUCGGGCACACCUGACCUCUCCCUUUAUCACUGUCCAACUUUUUCACACUUCUGAUAGAUAUAUGGAUACGCUGAUUGGUCAAUAGAUGAUAGAUGGAUGGAUAUAUUAAUAGAUCAGUGCAUAGAAUACACAAUGGAGGUUGCUUUUUAACAAAUAUUUACUGGAAUUAUGACUUUUCCAGGUCACUGACAACCCACAAUGAAUUAGGUUGAGCGGCGGUGGCGUCUUGUGGCACAAGCAGGGACCCUCAAUAAUUGCCCUUAUUUGCUGUGUUUUGCUUACAAGUGUUUUUCCCCUGCAAAUAUUUACAGUAAUUACGACUUUGUUAGCGUAGGUUAUCAACUGGGACGGUGGCGAUAUGUCCCGACCUGCAAAUUACGGGUUGCGUCGCCGCCGUAGGAACGGAAUUCAGUUGUAAACCGAGGACUCCCAUUUUGGCAAAGGCAUGUGACGUUCCUGAGGUCGAGCUGCACUGUGUUUGUUUAUGGAAUGUGGAUUUGCACUGUAAAGGUCCCAUUGACAUUUAUUUUUGCCUCAAUUUCGUCAUUUUUUUCCACAAAAAAAUUGCGCUAAUGUAAAAUGAUUGAUUUACUAUUAUGAUGAAAUGUUUGCGUGUCAGUGUUUGUUCAACCUUGACUUCCCCUUGUGGAUGUGCGGUGCUGGCGUGGUUAAUGUAUUUAGACGGCGAGUUCGGGGCGGUGGCCGCGUUUGAAUGAGUGAUGGGCAGCCUUUUAAAGGUCUGGUAGGCGGUGCGUGUGCUCUAUUUACACCAGGCCCGCUCCGCCCUGCACGCCGCGCAUAGAAAACUGAUGGUGGGCCGCCGGAGGAAGCGAGACAAGUGCAAACGGGGAUGUAAGCAAGAUCGUCCGGCUCCAUUCCCUCCCCCGGCUCGACCGUAGCAUCCUCCUCCUCUUCUUCCUCCUUAAUUCGCCGCACUAAAACGGGGCCCAAGUGUUUGUUUUGGUUUUGUUUUGUUUCGUUUCUCCCCCCUUUUUUUCCGUUGCUCCAUGGCUGCGACACUGGCGAUGAGCGGAGGAGGCGGCGGGCACGAGGAGCCCUUCUACCCGCUGCACAAGGCGUCGUUGCCCGCAGGAUUCCACCUGGAGGACUUCGGCUUGGAGUGCAAGAUAAGCGACUCGGACAGAGGCGGACACGGCGUCUACACACAGGCGAAGUGCGAGAUGGACCGCUAUCUCUCCCCGCAGCCGCUUCCAGACGCUCAGAAGUCCCACAGAGACGGUGCCACGGGGGUGGAUAACUUCUUCGAGGAGGACCACACGGGGGCUCCGUACACCCUCAACAUGAAUCUCUUCUUCCCCGACGUGGCCUACCCGAGGUCGGGCUUGGCCCAGACACGGCUCCCGCAGCCCCACGGGGACCUCGUCCAGGUCAAAACAGAAUCGGCGGCGCCGUGCUUCUCUCAAAGCCUCCACGUGCCCGCGAGUAGCUGCGCCGCCAUGGAGACCAACAUGGCGGGGCUGCCCGACUUCACCAGCGCUUUCAACCAACCGGGCGGCGAGGCUCUACCGGAGGUGUUCAUCAAACAGGAGAUCCCGUCGCCGUUCGAACAGCAGCUGCCCCAGCACGACGCCGGCGCCUCGCUCUUCCAGCUCCUCAUCUCCGGUUUGGAGCAUCACCAUGGCGACGGCAUGGAGGCUCACCAUCAUCAUGACCCCCAGCAGCAGCAGCAGCUUCCACACUCCUCCACCGUCCGCACGCCCUUCUGCACCACCCAACAAGAUCAGACUGCUAAGUCUUCUUUCUGCGGCGGGCCACCUUACUCACACCCGCACACCCACUUCUUCCAGCAGCAGCCCUACCUGCCGCCCUCGCCGCCCAGCUCAGAGCCGGGCAGCCCCGACAGGCAGAAGGAGCUCCUCCACACCAUGUCGCCGCCGCCCUCCUACGCGGCCACCAUCGCCUCCAAGCUGGCGGGCGGCGCCCCCGGACUGCCGCCCGACGCCAUGGCGCUGCCCCUCGCUUCGAACGCCCUACCCGCAGUCCCGGGACAAGCCGCGCCGCUGGCCCAAGCCCCCGCGGCCACGCAGGCCCUCACCACCGCCCGCUACAACCGCAGGAACAACCCGGACUUGGAGAAGCGACGGAUCCACCACUGUGAUUAUCCAGGCUGCAAGAAGGUCUACACCAAGUCGUCCCAUCUGAAAGCCCACCUCAGGACCCACACGGGUGAGAAGCCUUACAGGUGCACGUGGGACAGCUGCGACUGGCGCUUCGCCCGCUCCGACGAGCUGACCCGCCACUACCGCAAGCACACGGGCGCCAAGCCCUUCCAGUGCCCCGUGUGCUCGCGUUCCUUCUCCCGCUCGGACCAUCUGGCCCUGCACAUGAAGAGGCACCAGAACUAACGCUUGACCACGCGGAAAGCGCUCACUCAUGACAUUUUUGUUUGUUCUUUUGUCCAUUUUUUUUUUCCCGCUUCUCUCCGGCGACGGGGAGAGGCCUCGCCGACUCCCACGGGUGGUGCAGGAAAAACUGGAAAGAGCUUCAGAUACACUCAAUACAGACUGGAAGAAAAAAAAAAAAAAGAAAUGUCGUAGUUCUUUUAUGACUGGAAUGAUAGCACUUAACCCGCGUCUGGCGUGCGAAACUCGGCAGCGAGACGGACGGACGGGCGGUUAGCACGUUUUCCUCACGGUCCUGAGUUCCGCGGCUCGGAUCUCGGCUCCGUUCUACCCGUGUGGAGUUUGCAUGUUCUCCGGGUUCCACCCACAUUCCACAAAAACAUGCACAUAAAGCUUCAUUGGAGACUCUAAAUUGUCUGUAGGUGUGAAUGUGAACGGGAUUGUGUGAUUGUUUACUCACAAAAAGUUUGGGAUAUUCGGAUUUGUGGAGAAAUUUCCGGAUUCUAGGAAAAAGGUUGAAACCUUGGGUGGUUUUGAUAUUUUUUUUCCUCUCUCUCAAAACAACACUUCUCACAUUUUAGUUUGAACUAAAAUGCUCGUGAUUGCUAUAAAUAGAAGAAAAUUGCAUUCAUCAUUUUUCAGUCCCUGUUAGAAAGCAGCAAGUAGUGAAAAAAGUACUGAAACUUUUUACACCUAGACGAGCAUUCAAAUGUUCAAUUUCCGUUUUUUUUUUUAAUCACCUUGAAAUUUCACCUGCAAAUCUUCUUCUCCCCCCCCUAAAAACAACACUUUUCAUCUCAUAAUUAGCAUUUUAGUUCAAACUAAAAUUGCUAGUGAUUGCUAUAAAUGGAAGAAAACUGCAUUCAUAAUUUUUCAGUUCCCUGUUAGAGAGUACCAAGUAGUGAAAAAGUACUGAAACUUUUUACAUCUGAAUUUUUCAUUUUUUUUUUGUGAGUAGUAUAAAUGUGCCCUAUGAUUGGUUAGCGACCAGUCCGGGGCAUUCCCGCCCCUCGCCCCAAAGCCAGCUGAGCUAUAAACUCCGGCCGACCUCGACGUGGGGUGCGCGUUAUCGUAAAAUGGACGUGCGAAACUAGUCAAGCCAAAAAAAAACAUAUUUUGUUACCUCCUAGAACUGGUAAAUCCAGAUUGAGCUUCUUUGUUCCUUUUAUUGUUGUUGUUAUUAUUUUAACCAAAUGCACUAGAAAUUGGUAAAAAAAAAAAACCCAAAAAAACAAAAACGAGUGAGUUAAAAACUACACCGCUGAUGGAUCAACGCGUCAGGGAUGGAAGAAAGGGAAAACGGGGGCGGACUUAUGGAAGGAUUUUUUUUUUUUGUUUUGUUUUGUUUUAUUAAUUUCUGCGGGAGGGAGGCUGCUAUAAAGCAGCAAUUAGCUGAUCAAUAAUUCAUUUUGUCUUUUAGCGAAGCAGACAAAACACGAGCAGCUCGCAAAACACUCCCACCAUCUCAUUUUCUUGAACCAAAGCCUGUCGUCAUCUCCGACUUGAUCGAAAAGUGCCUCGAUAUCGUCUGGUUUGUGUUGAAUAAAAUUGUAGCAGAGCUGUGAUGCACUGAGACUUUAAAACAAAUCACGGUGCUGGUUUUUUUUUUUUUUUUUUUAUAAUUUUUUUUUUUAAAUACCGUCACGGCAGAAGACAUGAAAUGUUUCCUCAGCUGACGUGCAAAUCAGUCCCAAAAUAUUGUUGAUCGUGUGUGCGCGCGCGUGUUUUCAUCCACAGCAGGUAGCAACCAGAGAAUAGCACUGUAAACGUAAAUAUCACACGAGAUCUGACUAUUUAUUUGUGUACAAGUGGGGUCCGUAUCACGCCCGCCGUCUUCUUUUGGCCCCAGCAAAAAUGCCUUAAUGUAAAUAGAUAGAUGCACUGUAAAUACAUUUUUUUAGCUCUUGUUUUUUUUUUCUAUGUAAACAAACGGGCGGAAAACAAACAGAAGUCGCCCUGCAUUUAAAAUUGUUUUUAUGUCCAUUUUUGUCAUGCAAUUUGUUUUGUAUUUUUAUUUUAUUUUUAUUUUUUUUUUGGAAGGGGAGGGGGGGCUUUUUCUCUCUUGUUCAUUUAACGUUCCAAAGACAAAAGUUGUUUUUUUUUUUUUCUUCAACUGAGUGAAACCUAAUAAAAUAAAAUCAAA
Molecule: messenger RNA, 5090 nt
Organism: Syngnathoides biaculeatus (alligator pipefish)
Lineage: Eukaryota; Metazoa; Chordata; Actinopteri; Syngnathiformes; Syngnathidae
Gene: klf5a
Product: Kruppel like factor 5a
Exons: 4
Coding region: 1592-2950 (452 amino acids)
Biological process (GO): regulation of transcription by RNA polymerase II
Molecular function (GO): DNA-binding transcription factor activity, RNA polymerase II-specific; RNA polymerase II cis-regulatory region sequence-specific DNA binding
Source: RefSeq, a predicted model, not a curated record